AUGGGUGAUGGAUCAAGUGACGUGGCACCUAAUACAAGCGAUGAUACCAUCGACGGAUAUAGUGUUGAUGGGGAUGUAUCUGGAGAUGAGGAAGAAGAAGGGGCCCAUGCACAAGGUCCUUUGGAGCAUGAACAGGUUCUUAAUCUUGUCGAUGAUAAUGAAGAUCGUGUAAUGCCAUUCAAUGAAGUUCAAGAAGAUGUAGUAUUUUGGUCGCAAGAAAGAAAUGUGAUAGAAAAAGGAAUGUUUUUUCAAAGCAAGGCGGAGCUUGUACACGCUGUUAGGCUUUGGAACAUAAGAGAAAACAAAGAACUUAUUGUUAUGGAUACGAGGCCAACGUUUUGGAAAGCACAGUGCAUAACCAGGGGGAAGAAUUAUCUUGGUGUUAUGGACCGGGUACCGUCAAGUAUGAUUGCUUCUGAAAUUUUGUCACAAGUGCGGGAGGAUUUAACUUUAAAAGUCAGACAGAUCCAGGCGCAAGUAAAAACAACUUUCAAUGUUGAUGUGAGCUAUGCCAAGGCGUGGAAUGCACGAAGGUUAGCAAUUGAAAGGUUGUAUGGAACUUGGCCGAGUAACUUUGAUGCAUUGCCUAAGUAUGUUGCUGAAUUACAACGUGCUAACCCAGACACUGUUGUGGAAUGGCUCCAUUCUCCAACCAGUUUAAGCCAUAUACAUACAUUCAAGUUUGUAUUUUGGGCAUUUGGACCAACAAUUAGGGCAUUCCAACGUUGUAUUCCGGUGAUCUUUGUCGAUGGCACUCAUUUGAAAGGCAACUACAAGGGUAAGUUGUUAACUGUGGUGACGAAGAACGCCAAUGGACAACUAUUGUCGGUCGCUUUUGCCUUGGUUGAUGAAGAGUCUAAUGAAAGUUGGGGAUGGUUUCUAAAUCUCUUUGAAGAGCAUGUCGGAUCGCAGCGGCAGGGUGAUUUGUGUAUCAUUUCAGACCGUCACCAAGGCAUUCUUAAUGCAGUUAACCAAAUUGACGGGUAG
Molecule: messenger RNA, 987 nt
Organism: Erigeron canadensis
Lineage: Eukaryota; Viridiplantae; Streptophyta; Magnoliopsida; Asterales; Asteraceae
Exons: 2
Coding region: 1-987 (328 amino acids)
Source: RefSeq, a predicted model, not a curated record